Messenger RNA from Medioppia subpectinata, 1373 nucleotides. The record is from the annotation of a GenBank genome assembly. NCBI's taxonomy places the organism in Eukaryota, Metazoa, Arthropoda, Arachnida, Sarcoptiformes, Oppiidae.
UAGACACAAAAACAUUGGAUGACUUAAUUAAGGGAUUGAAAGGAGUCUCUGGUUCUGGAAUCAGAGGCACAACAGUUACUACUUAUAGGCUUACGAUUACUGGCGACGAAUCCGAUGAAGAAACUAAACAACUGUCAGUUCGUAAUGACUUUAAUGCAACACAAGUACUCGAUAUGAUAGGAACCGAUGACUCCAUGAAAUAUUUCAUUGUCGUCGGCGGCGGUAAAAUGAUCGAAGAGUUUAUGACAGCAGCCAAUCAGCGAUCGCUAAUACUUGUGCCCCGAAAGUGGAUUGUAAUCAUCGCAGAGCCCAUCCCUAAGAAGUCUGGAUUCUGGCGCAGAAUGAAUGAAAUAUUCAGUGUUACAGAUGUGGCUAUUGUUAAGAGAGAGAUAUCGGCGUACAGUAAGUGCAGUGAAUUGAAAGAGGGCUGUCAAAUGAGACUCGCCUUCGAGACACUCAGGGAUGCCAUUAAGAAAGUGAUUGAAUUGCCGUUUUAUGACUUCAAUGAUACCAAACAAGUGAAGGCACAGACCAAGAACAGAGUCAUCGCAGAAAUGAAACUUGAAUUGGGAACAGAGAAAUCGAUGUCUCAAUUCUGUGGGAAUUGCGAUCGGUUUGUCAUUCAAUCGCUUUAUAAACACAGAAUCGGUUCAGAAAAAGAAAAAGAAGACGAUUUCACUGAACUUGAAGACAAUCCUCAAUAUAAAGUGGUAGUAGAAAACACAGGCAUUUGGACUCCAUUUAAAGGAUAUUUACACAUUGCAACUGUACUCGGAUAUGAAGAGGGUAACCUCAAAAACAGGCCCAUUACUGUCGACAAUAAGGUGGACAUCGCUGCCAACGGCUACUGGCGAACAGAAGAACGCAUGAAAGCCGUGUAUUUCACGUUCCCAUUCGACAAGGAGGAGAUGUCCAUGAUGAUUCAGAAGACCAGCGAAGAUCAUAAAUAUCUCUUCUUAACCCCUUUUACUUGGGAUGCUUGGGUGAGUAUCUUAAUAACAGUUGUAGUGAUGGGACCAUUGCUAUGGAUUGUUCACCGAUCGAGUAAAUACUACGACUAUUACAAUAUGAGGGACAAUAAAGGCCUAUUUAAGCUGUCAAACUGCACGUGGUAUUGUUUCGGAGCAAUGGUACAACAGGGUGGAGACCACUUACCAAUGGCCAUAUCGGGACGAAUUCUGGUCACAUUCUGGUGGCUAUUUGUAAUCGUAACGGUCACCACCUAUAGUGGAAAUCUGGUCGCUCUCCUCACGUUCCCUAAGAUUAUACAUCCGAUUGAAAAUCUGGAGGAUUUGUUAUCGUAUAAAAGUUCAAUGAAAUGGGGAACAGAUAAGGGCGGAGCGAUGGAGGAACUGAUUGAGGGCGCAAAAUAC